Molecule: messenger RNA, 1677 nt
Organism: Procambarus clarkii (red swamp crayfish)
Lineage: Eukaryota; Metazoa; Arthropoda; Malacostraca; Decapoda; Cambaridae
Source: RefSeq, a predicted model, not a curated record
AUGGGUUGUGAUCUUACAUGGGACUGUGUCCAGUGCCAGCCUCAAGUGUCCAGUGCCGCCCUCAAGUGUCCAGUGCCGCCCUCAAGUGUCCAGUUCCGCCCUCAAGUGUCCAGUGCCGCCCACAAGUGUCCAGUGCCGCCCUCAAGUGUCCAGUGCCGCCCUCAAGUGUCCAGUGCCGCCCUCAAGUGUCCAGUGCCGCCCUCAAGUGUCCAGUGCCGCCCUCAAGUGUCCAGAGCCGCCCUCAAGUGUCCAGUGCCGCCCUCAAGUGUCCAGUGCCGCCCUCAAGUGUCCAGUGCUGCCCUCAAGUGUCCAGUGCCGCCCUCAAGUGUCCAGUGCCAGCCUCAAGUGUCCAGUGCCGCCCUCAAGUGUCCAGUGCCGCCCUCAAGUGUCCAGUGCCGCCCUCAAGUGUCCAGUGCCGCCCUCAAGUGUCCAGUGCCGCCCUCAAGUGUCCAGUGCCGCCCUCAAGUGUCCAGUGCCGCCCUCAAGUGUCCAGUGCCGCCCUCAAGUGUCCAGUGCCGCCCUCAAGUGUCCAGUGCCGCCCUCAAGUGUCCAGUGCUGCCCUCAAGUGUCCAGUGCCGCCCUCAAGUGUCCAGUGCCGCCCUCAAGUGUCCAGUGCCCGCCCUCAAGUGUCCAGUGCCGCCCUCAAGUGUCCAGUGCCGCCCUCAAGUGUCCAGUGCCCGCCCUCAAGUGUCCAGUGCCGCCCUCAAGUGUCCAGAGCCGCCCUCAAGUGUCCAGUGCCGCCCUCAAGUGUCCAGUGCCGCCCUCAAGUGUCCAGUGCUGCCCUCAAGUGUCCAGUGCCGGCCUCAAGUGUCCAGUGCCGCCCUCAAGUGUCCAGUGCCGCCCUCAAGUGUCCAGUGCCGCCCUAAAGUAACCAGUGCCGCCCUCAAGUGUCUAGUGCCGCCCUCAAGUGUCCAGUGCCGCCCUCAAGUGUCCAGUGCCGUCCUCAAGUGUCCAGUGCCGCCCUCAAGUGUCCAGUGCCUCCCUCAAGUGUCCAGUGCUGCCCUCAAGUGUCCAGUGCCGGCUUCAAGUGUCCAGUUCCGCCCUCAAGUGUCCAGUGCCGCCCUCAAGUGUCUAUGUCCAGUGCCGCCCUCAAGUGUCCAGUGCCGCCCUAAAGUAACCAGUGCCGCCCUCAAGUGUCUAGUGCCGCCCUCAAGUGUCCAGUGCCGCCCUCAAGUGUCCAGUGCCGCCCUCAAGUGUCCAGUGCCGCCCUCAAGUGUCCAGUGCCGCCCUCAAGUGUCCAGUGCUGCCCUCAAGUGUCCAGUGCCGCCCUCAAGUGUCCAGUGCUGCCCUCAAGUGUCCAGUGCCGCCCUUAAGUGUCCAGUGCCGCUCUCAAGUGUCCAGUGCCGCCCUCAAGUGUCCUGUGCCGCCCUCAAGUGUCCAGUGCCGCCCUCAAGUGUCCAGUGCCGCCCUCAAGUGUCCAGUGCCGCCCUGAAGUGUCCAGUGCUGCCCUCAAGUGUCCAGUGCCGCCCUCAAGUAUCCAGUGCUGCCCUCAAGUGUCCAGUGCCGCCCUCAAGUGUCCAGUGCCGCCCUCAAGUGUCCAGUGCCGCCCUCAAGUGUCCAGUGCCGCCCUCAAGUGUCCAGUGCCGCCCUCAGGUGUCCAGUGCCGCCAUCAAGUGUCCAGUGCCGCCCUCAAGUGUCCUGUGCCGCCCGCCCUCAAGUGUCCAGUGCCGCCCUUAA